Molecule: messenger RNA, 1814 nt
Organism: Ananas comosus (pineapple)
Lineage: Eukaryota; Viridiplantae; Streptophyta; Magnoliopsida; Poales; Bromeliaceae
Product: glycylpeptide N-tetradecanoyltransferase 1
Exons: 1
Coding region: 294-1616 (440 amino acids)
Biological process (GO): N-terminal peptidyl-glycine N-myristoylation
Cellular component (GO): cytoplasm
Molecular function (GO): glycylpeptide N-tetradecanoyltransferase activity
Source: RefSeq, a predicted model, not a curated record
GUUUAAUGGAGAAGCGUCCAAAAGCGGCUCCUUUUCUUCAUCGCCCCCGCCCCUUCCCUCUUUUACCCCUCCCUCCCACACCCCCAAUCAAACCCUAAUCUCUUCCCCUUCACCUCACUAACCCUCCCAAACCAAGCCCUAAUCUAAUCCCUCCUCUCGAUCCCAGGCCCCCUCACGUCGAUCUCCUCCUCCGCGAUCUAAAGGUAACAAUUCGAUUUUGCUUCUGAAUCCGAUACUCAGAUCUCGCUAGGCUUCACCUGCUGCUGCUGCUUCUUCUUCUUCUUCGAUUCAAUAUGGUGGGAUCCUCGGAGGAGAACAACCCUAACGGCAAUCCGGAUCCGAAUCCGCCGUCGGAGGCGGCGGCGGAGGCGGAGGCGGAGGCGCCGCCGGAGAGCUCGAUCGAAGCCCUAGCGCGCAAGGUCCAGGAAACCCUGAGCCUGGGCGGGAAGCGGCACCGAUUCUGGGAGACGCAACCCGUGGGGCAAUUCAAGGACCUCGGCGACUCCUCCCUCCCCGAGGGCCCGAUCGAGCCCCCGACGCCGAUCUCCGAGGUGAAGCCCGAGCCGUACAACCUGCCCGCGCCGUACGAGUGGACGACGUGCGACAUGGAGGACGAGCGCACCUGCGACGAGGUCUACGCGCUGCUGACGAACAACUACGUGGAGGACGACGAGAACAUGUUCCGGUUCAACUACUCCAAGGACUUCCUGCAGUGGGCGCUCCGCCCCCCGGGCUACUACCGCGCCUGGCACAUCGGCGUCCGCGUCAAGGCCACGAAGAAGCUCGUGGCCUUCAUCACGGGCGUGCCCGCGCGCAUCCGCGUGCGCUCGGACGUGGUCCGCAUGGCCGAGAUCAACUUCCUCUGCGUCCACAAGAAGCUCCGGUCGAAGCGCCUCGCCCCCGUCAUGAUCAAGGAGGUCACGCGCCGCGUCCACCUCGAGAACGUCUGGCAGGCGGCCUACACCGCCGGCGUGGUGCUCCCGACCCCCAUCACGACCUGCCGCUACUGGCACCGCUCCCUCAACCCCAAGAAGCUGAUCGACGUCGGCUUCUCCCGCCUCGGCGCCCGCAUGACGAUGAGCCGCACCAUCCGCCUCUACAAGCUGCCCGACAGCCCCGCCACCCCCGGCUUCCGCAGGAUGGAGCUGCGCGACGUCGCCGCCGUCACCCGGCUGCUCCGCGACUACCUCGCGCAGUUCGCCGUCGCCCCCGACUUGGACGAGGCCGACGUCGAGCACUGGCUGCUCCCCAGGGACGACGUCGUCGACAGCUACCUCGUCGAGAGCCCCGAGACCCACGAGAUCACCGACUUCUGCAGCUUCUACACGCUGCCCUCCUCCAUCCUCAACAACCAGAACUACACCGUCCUCAAGGCCGCCUACUCCUACUACAACGUCGCCACCAAGACGCCCCUCCUGCAGCUCACCAACGACGCCCUCAUCGUCGCCAAGCGCAAGGACUACGACGUCUUCAACGCCCUCGACGUCAUGCACAACGAGUCCUUCCUCAAGGACUUGAAGUUCGGCCCGGGAGACGGCCAGCUCCACUACUAUUUAUACAACUACCGCCUCCGGAACCCUUUGAGACCGGCCGAGCUCGGCCUCGUCCUCCUUUAGGUCGGUCGCCUUCUGCUAUUCUCUCUUCUUAUUACAUCAGUUUUAUUGAUCCUUCCUUCCCUUAUUAGUGGUUUCGGUUUCCCCCCCGUUUUCGUCGGACUGCUCCGUCUGAUUUAUGAUUGUGUUCUCUUGGCUUGGAUGGAUCCUUUAUUGAUUGCUAGACUCGACAAGAAAUUUUUUGCUCUGCUUUAUUUGCAA